Messenger RNA from Suillus fuscotomentosus, 648 nucleotides. RefSeq lists its product as uncharacterized. NCBI's taxonomy places the organism in Eukaryota, Fungi, Basidiomycota, Agaricomycetes, Boletales, Suillaceae. The transcript has a single exon. The annotation marks the transcript as partial. The record is from RefSeq and is a predicted model, not a curated record.
GACCGCUCGGGCCUCAUCAUAACUCUUCCAACUUCCAUCCAAUCAUCACCCGCUCAUGUCACUGAUGCAAUCACUACUCUCUCGUUAGUGGAUCUGACCCUCUUGGGUCUCGACCCCACAAUCCACAUGUGCAUCCCUUCUUGCAAGGGUACUCACACUGACCUAGCAGAGGGGGUGAUUGGUUGGGUAACCAACAAUCAUGGUAAAAUAUACUCAAUUUUGGCUGUUCUAUGGAAGAGCCAGGGUCUGUUUUGUCGUGGAACAGUUUGUUACCGCAUUCGGGAUCCUGUAGAUGGGAAGGAAUAUACAAUGAAAGAUUGUUGGGUGGCUGAGGCCAAGAGAUACCACGAAGUGGACAUCCUUGAGAGGGUCAAGAACAUCUCUAAUGUGGUCCAGCUUGUAGACCAUUGGGAUGUCCUAUUCGACGGGGAGCCUGACUGCACAGCCCACAUUCAGGAUAGAUAUGGUAUCCUGCCUGAGGACAGGCCAGACAAGAGGUUUGUAAACAGGUAUCACCGACGCCUUCUCUUGACCCCCUGCGGAGAUCCAUUAUGGCAUUUCAGCUCCAGAAAGGAACUGAUUUGCACCUUUUGCGAUUUCAUGGUCAGUGAGUUCAGUUUCAUGUGUUUUAUUUAUUGUAUUAUCUAA